AUGGCCCAAAAUGAAGUCAUUUCUGACAAGGAAAGCUUUUCUGACAGUUUACGAGAAAGUGGGAGCAAUUCAGACCAAAAAAUAACAUCGAUGAAGAAAGUCAAUUCGACGUCUGAAGGGGAAUGCUCUACCAGCUUGGAUGAGGGCAGAUAUACAGAAAAUGGAAACAGCUCAAAUAACGACACUGAUGACGAGGAAGAAGAAGAGGAGGAUCCUCCGUUGCUUAAGUAUACGAGAAUUACUAAACUCCCCAAAAACUUUUUUAAGCGGGACUCUAUAUCUGCGUGUUUAUUCCAUGAGAAGCUUUUUGGCUUCGCUACUCACUCAGGCUUACUACAUCUAACUAAGCCUGAUUUUACUGUGAUAAGAACUUUCAAAUGCCAUAGAUCGUCAAUUACCUCAAUACAUUCCGAUGGCGAGUACUUUGCGACUUCCUCAAUUGAUGGAACUGUGGUGGUUGGUUCCAUCUUGAAUCCAUCAGAUAUACUAGCGUGCGAUUUUAAGCGCCCUGUUCACUCAGUUGUGCUGGACCAAAAUUACAAAUCAACAAAAACCUUCGUAUCGGGCGGUAUGGCUGGGGAAGUCAUUUUGUCUCAACGAAAUUGGCUAGGUAAUAGAGUCGACAUCUGCCUAGAGAAGGGAGACGGAGCAAUAGUUGGCAUACAUACUGUGGAUGACAUUAUUUUUUGGAUGAACGAUGCAGGAAUAACAUUUUACAGCAUUCCCUCCAAAAAGAAACUGUUGAAUGUUGCUUUCCCAAUUGAUGAUAUUGCUGCCAGACCCGACUUAUAUUGGCCUUCUGUUCACUUUCCUGAGACUGACAGAAUCGUAAUAGCAUGGGCGCAUCAUGUUUGGACGUUCAAGAUUUCACUAACAAGGCCAAUAUCGCAAUCCAACCCUCUGGGCUCUAUUUUGUCAAGUGCUGCUUCAAGUCUGAGAGCAGUGCCUGAUAAAAAAAUAGAGUUAGAGCAUCAUUUAACGCUCCCUCUACUAGUCGCGGGUGCUGUGUCUUUUAAAGAUGACCAAUUGUUGUGUUUAGAAUUACCGCUAACUAAACAAAAGGAUGAGUUGAUAGACGUCCCUGAACUGAAUGUCUUGGAUCUAUUCACAGGGGAGGAGAUGCACAACGACAAAGUUGUUUCCAAGAAUUAUCAGAACCUGAACGUUAAUGACUAUCACUUGGGCAAAUACAUUGGUAAAAGUGCUACUGAGUAUUAUUUGAUAAGUUCAAACGAUGCUAUUUGUGUACAUGAACUUUCCCUCAAAGACAGAUUUGACUGGUAUGUUGAGAACGAAAAUUAUCUGAAAGCGUGGGAGAUAGGAGCAUAUGCUGUGAGCAUCGCAGCAAAAUUUGAAGUAGGCUUGAAAUAUAUUCAAGAAGAACUAGGCAAAAAGGACUGGGCUUCUGCUGCCUCAAGUAUUCACAAAAUUUUUACCGGCACAGAUGUAUCUGAAAGUGAUACCUCUUUUGUAGAACGCUUCUACGAAAAAUGGGAGGAGAUGAUCAUGUUCCUUGUUGAUAAAGAAAAAGUGAAAGAAAUUGCACCCUUCAUACCUCAAAAUCCGCAAUUCAGUCAUCAUCUUUACGAUGCUGUGUUAUUGUACUAUUUCAACAAUGGAAACCUUGAAGAAUUUUCCUAUUAUUUGCAUCUAUGGUCAACAGAUCUAUUUGACACCGAAAAGUUUGAAUCACUUAUGGAAGAGAAAGCUGAAUCGGAAGAAAGCACAUCUUGCAUCAGGGAGGAGUUGGUCUAUCUACUACUUGAGGACCAUAAAUACUUACAGGUUAUUCCGCAUUUACUGAAGUUGAAGGAUGUAAGGGCACUGGAUGUUCUUCUAUCUCAAAACAUAAUUUCGACUUUCCUUGAUGACAUAGUGGAAAUUGUUCUGUUACCAUAUCAUGGCUCUCUAAAAGACCUACCGAAGCUCAGUAUGCCAAAAUUGGAUUUGAUUUUUUCUAAACCACUUGAGCUUCUUGUCCAAAGUCGACAUUCAAUAUCCAUGGAUUUUCUUAUCUCUAAAUUUUCAAAACCCGAAGAAUUAAAAGUCCUGCUCUUUCUAUACAUGAAAAAGGUAUCUCAAAAAGAACCACUUUUGAUGGCGUCAUAUGGAGAUUAUAUGGUAGAACUCUAUUUUGAGUUUGACCAUACGGGGUUGCUUUAUUUUUUAAAAUCCAAUACUAACUAUGAUUUAGAUAAAGCUAUCAAAAUAUGCGAAUCUGAUGAUAAGUGUUACAAUGAACUAAUAUAUCUCUGGGGCAGAAUGGGAGAGAGCAAAAAGGCUCUGUCUUUGAUUAUAGACAGGCUGGAUAAUCCCCAGUUAGCCAUAGCAUUUGUAAAAGAAUCUAGUGACGUGGAACUAUGGGAAUUCUUAGUGGAUUACAGUAUGAACAGGCCAAAAUUCAUAAAGGAACUCUUGAACACGUAUGAUGAUUUCCGUGAGUCGUAUGCAGAAAUAAUAAAAAAGUUACCUGAAAGUGUGGAGGUUGAUGGCUUGCAAUCUACGUUGAAUAACGUUUGCAGAGAAAACUUCCUUAGCUUGAAUGUCAACUCGGGAGUUUUUAAGAUAGUUGAUGACGAGACAAAAGAAUAUGCAAUGGAGUUUUUGCAAUUGAGAGAGUUGGGAAAAGUAUUUGACGUUGAAAAGUUGGAGAACUAG
Messenger RNA from Lachancea fermentati, 2658 nucleotides. NCBI's taxonomy places the organism in Eukaryota, Fungi, Ascomycota, Saccharomycetes, Saccharomycetales, Saccharomycetaceae. The record is from the annotation of a GenBank genome assembly.